Rhipicephalus sanguineus (brown dog tick) is the source of this 4324-nucleotide messenger RNA. RefSeq lists its product as uncharacterized. The coding region runs from base 174 to 1292 and encodes 372 amino acids. Gene Ontology annotation, molecular function: sequence-specific DNA binding. NCBI's taxonomy places the organism in Eukaryota, Metazoa, Arthropoda, Arachnida, Ixodida, Ixodidae. The record is from RefSeq and is a predicted model, not a curated record. The transcript is spliced from 7 exons.
GAGAGAGGAAGCGUUGCAGAGGCGUGCGGGCGUGCGCAGGUGCCUGGGUUGGCGCGCGUCGUGGCAACGUUGUGACUUUCGUUGUGUUUGUGGAGUAGGCGUAUUUCGUGCGCUACGUGAGAGAACCAGCAGGUGUGUUUGUUCAUUUUUCCCAUACGAAGUUUGAGGCGGCGAUGAGUUCGGCGUGUCGAUACCGCUGUGCGGUCGUCGGCUGCACAGGCGAGGAGGGCGACCAGAGGAACUUCCAUUACUUGCCUGUGGAUUCGGAGCGGCGGAAAGCGUGGUUGAAGCUCAUGGGCCUGCCGCCGUAUGCUCCGAAACACAGUAAAAUCGCCAUUUGCGGACGGCACUUCACCAGUGACGACUACAUGCGAAGACCGGACGUGGUGCAAGGUCUCGGUCUCGGGGCCCAGUAUCGAAAUCUGCUGUUGAGGAAUGCCGUGCCAUCACUAUUUCUGCCGAUCUCUCCGCCCGAGCACUCUGAGAUCCAGGGGACGGAGGGAGCUGUGGCAAGUGAUGAUCCUGGUAACAAGUUAACCAGGCCACCUCCAUCCUGCCUGGCCCACCUGACAGCUUCGGCAGCCGCCCUCCGCGGCUGGUCCCCCCACUCAAGCUUUGGCCCAGGCCCGAGCGUGGUCACUCCGGCUUCCGUUCCUGGCGGCCUGCUGUUCCUGCCUGCCGUUCCUGUGUGGCCCCCGUCCCAGCGACUUUCGGCGGUUGGCUGCCGCACGCAACUGGCAGCCACGCCUCGUACGUUCCCGGCUGCCAACUUCUCCAGUCCGGUUUCGAAAUGCUACUGUAGCUGCCAUCCUGAGACAAGCACGAAGUUUGUGCAGACUUACUCAAGAGGUGUGCAGAGGCAAUCCACAACCAGCACGCAGACAGAUGUCUCCAUCACACAGACAUGUGUCCCCAGCAUGCUGACACAUGUCACUAAGGUGGUCAACACGUGCCGUUGCAGCUGCCAUUGUGUGAUGAGUACAGCAGCCGUGCAGACAACCCCGAUUGCGAGGUGUACAUGCUGUGCACAAACCGAUGACAGCUUCCUCUAUGCUAAAGCGACUCACGUGGAUGCUGGCUUGCAGGUUUGCCUAGACGCCACCAUUUGUGUGACAGUGCGAGUGCAGACCGACCCUAAGCCACCAGUUGUCCCUUGCGAACCAGUUGUCGAGGAUUCUCCCAGACCAGUGAAGGGCUCUCGCAGAGGAGCCAAGGGCUCUCGCAGAGGAGCCAAGGGCUCUCGCAGAGGAGCCAAGGGCUCUCGUAGAAGAGUCGUCAAGCGUAGAAAAUGAGGGAGUUGGACUGUGUUCCAUUUCCCCUGAACGCCCAUCAAGUUACAGCCACCUUGUCAUCGGUCCACACCCACUGGCUGGACGAAAGGAGAGGCCUUGUCGGCAGCUGAUGGUCCGAGCUGGGAUGCUGCGACAUGAGAUUUCACGCUGGCAGCAUCUAGCUCGUGAUGUCACUCAACUUGGUCGUUGGGAGGAAGCCUUGCCACCGAACCAUACUCUAGUGGACCUGCACAACCACGAGUGCAGUGUGUCGGCAUGUGUCUUCGUUGAAAAACUGCAGCGAGCCAAGUUCCAGAGUCGUACACCUCAUUGUCCUUGUACGUCGUGGUUGUGGCUUGAGUGACCCUUUACGUCCUGCGUCUGCGACCUGGUCGCAAAGUGGUGUGUGGCCUCCAAGGUGUUCUGCAUAUGCAGCAGGUGCACUCCUAAUCUUCUUCAGACAUUGCUGCUUUUGGACAAUGUAAGACUGUUCUUGAAAGGGCGCUCAUCUUUUUAAGGUAACCAAACAAUUAUGACAGUUGCCUCGUGCGUGAAAUUGUGAAUACCUUUCCUGUAGGACUUUCCACGAAACAAGCCUCCUCGGUUUUAUUAAUUUUAACUUUUUUGUUGUUGUUGCUGUGUCAUGUGGUAGUUCAUGUGAAACAGUAAGGAUAAGGCUUGCUAAACGUAGCCAAGGAAAACAUUGAAUGAAUCUCGAAUGCAAGGCUACCCUUCCAGCAUUCUCUGAAUGUUUUGGCUGAGGCUAGAGUAGGACGCAUUUGCAGGGAAAAUGGUGAUUCAAGUGUUGUCUGUGGCCAUGCGGCUGCUUGCUUCUGACAGGAACGUAAAUUAUGUUUAGAUAUCGAAACUAGUAUUUAGGGCAUACAAUGCAUAGAAUAUAAUAACCAACUCGUGCACAUUUGCAGUUUUUUGAGCUUUGCAUAUAGUACUGUUGCUUCACUAGUUACUUGAUCAUGUCUUUAGGGCAUCCUUGAAACACAUGGCCACACAUUUGCAUGUGAAUUGUCACACAUAUGCACAUGCACAUAUGUGCACAGAACUGGACAACGUGCGGUGUAUCUUUCUUAAACCUCUAUUGUGCCCUUUGUUCCACCACACAGCCAUAGGUUGGGCCACUUCAACCUCGAGACAAAUGGACUUCUCUUUCAAUGCAUACACUUGCUCUCAAUGAACAAAUAAGCGAAAAGUAAUGAUACUGCACAGUGAAAUCCAGCAUGUUCAUCUUGCACUAGGUGCUCUUGUGAAAGUGUAUCAAGCGGGUUAGAUUGAAGGAAAAAAUAAACUGAAAAGCGUAUACCAAAAGCCUAAUGAACCAAAUUGAGUAGAGAGAGUUUUCGUAUGAGCUAAACUUGAGUGUUUUUAAUGCUAUGGAAGCUCUACAGCUUGACCUUUCUUGUUCACAGUUGUUUAAUAAGUAGUGCUUAACUUUCCGUUCCAGUAUUCUUUAGGGGUUGGGGAUGCUACAUUUCAGGGGCGAUUUCUUGUUUGUGAUAUAGGUCUAAAUGAAAUCUUCAUAUUUUGUGUGUUUUGGAAUCCUGAUUCUAAAAAUUUAAUUGUGGUAUAAGGACAUAAGACAAGCAGAUUGUAAUAUACUGUAAAAGCGUUUUGUAAACUCCAAUUUUUGUUUGGAGCAAAAUCAUUUUCUAAAUGGAAAACCACAGUACGGUUGUCAGAGUAUUGAAACCAUAUUGAACUUUAAUGAAUGUCGUAAGUUAUGUCAUAAGGAAUGUUAUAUAAAUCAAUGUACCCAACCAACUUGGGCAAGAGCUAAGAGCUCAUCAGAUUCGCUAGAAAAAAAAAAACUAUAAUCACAUACCGAACGUGAUCCAAUUUCAAAAAGUUUUGUGGAAAGAAUAUUGCUUUGAAUAGGGGCAUAUUGUUGCCAGGCUUGGGAGUACGAGCUUUGAGGAUGUCUCAACUUAGAAGCGAGAGCUUGGCAGAGUGAUGGCCGACACCCCCAUGCAUGCCCGCAACCGCACACUUUGUCAUUCCUGUUCUUGUGGCCGGCAACUGCUCUUGCCAGCCUAUUUCGCAUCAGUAUCGCUACUGCAUGGAUUCAUCAGUCUUGCAAUAAAAAAAAAAGGAUUACAGUUAAGCCUUAACCCUUUGAGGGUCCAAUUUUCUUGCCAAAUGCGACCCGCUAGGGUCAAUUUUUUUAUGGCUGAUUUAAAUCCUUCAGGUAAAUCUAUUUCAGAAAAAAGUGUCCUAAUUUUUUUAGGGCAGCCAUAAAGCAACAAAAAAAUUGUUUGUGUUGUUACAUACACAUGGUCUAUUCACGAGUAACAGCAAGAUAAAAUCUUAAAAAAAAAGAAAGCUAAUAUGACUGCUAAAAAUUAUCCGUUGCAAUAAAUGUCUGUGUAGUCGUACAUGUGCAAAAUUAAGUGCACGAAGUGGCGUCAAGUGGAAACACUGUGGAAGAAAAGUCCCCUUUGAUCAAGUCAGCAUAGUCUCGCCGCGCACGCUUUUGAGAUGUCACUCACUCAUCAACAUUUGAGUUUGAACUUGACUCCUCGUAGGAUGGACUGGCAUCCAAUGAAUCAGAUUCUGAUUCAGCAUUCGAGUGGUGAUUCCUACGCCAUUCCUUGCGCAUUUCCAUAGCGCAAGCAAACUGCGCGAGUGAGCGCACUGAAAAAAAAAAACUAUGGUUGUGCACACGUCUGGAAAGCAAAAACAAGUUGGAAACCUAUAAUAAUCCUCUGUCUUAUCACCAACGAGACGGAAGCGGUCUUUGCGAGUCCUGUAAAGAGGAAAUGCAACCACAGCGGCAUCGUUUGUGUCAGUCAGCGCCUGCACAGAAACUGGCGUAACCACGCCCCGGGGAGCAAUAAACGAGAGUAACAAAAUGGCCACCCCUUGAGAGAUUCUAAACCAGACAGCCAUCAGUUUUUCGGGCACGAGAAGUGGGAACCACCCGAAGGACAAAACCGAAACUAGCCAGUUUCGGUUUUGUCGAAGAGACAACGAAGAGACACAUAGGUGCAAGAAAAAAAAUCCCUGUAUUUUCGCAAUGUGGCAGCACAUGCCAAGAGAAA